Panonychus citri (citrus red mite) is the source of this 701-nucleotide messenger RNA. RefSeq names its product pikachurin-like. Lineage: Eukaryota; Metazoa; Arthropoda; Arachnida; Trombidiformes; Tetranychidae. The transcript is spliced from 3 exons. Bases 29 to 460 code for a protein of 143 amino acids. The record is from RefSeq and is a predicted model, not a curated record.
AACAAACCAAUCGGAAACUCUACUGAUUAUGUCCACUUUCCAAGGAAAAACUAAAAAGGCUCGAGAUUAUCACUACUAUUCAGUGGCAGUGAUCGGAGGUCUUCUUGAGGCUCGUUUCAAUGGAGGUUCGGGUGAAACUUUACUUAUAUCAGAGGUCCGAGUGAACGAUGGUGCUUUCCAUACAGUCACCAUAUCGAAAAGGAAUCGAAAAAUCUCUUUGAAUAUGGAUGAUCAUGAAGUGGCUGUAUCUCGAUUGGCCAAGGGAACCAAUUCCAUUGAAGGUCCAGCUAAUGGUGGACUUUAUCUCGGUGGACUUUCGGAAGGAAUGACACUUCGAGGAAUGGCUGGAACAAAGGAACGAUUAAUUGGUGUGAUUCGUGAUUUUGUCUUUAAUGGAGCGAUUGUUAAAAUGAACGAACCAACAAAUUUCAAAGGAAUUGGUAUUGGACGAGGUCAAUAACCAAUCAAUAUAAUCAAAUUAGUUAAUUUUCAUAUAUAAAUAAUACAAAUGUUUACCUUUUUUUACAUUUCUAAUCAAACAAAAUAAUUCAAAUAAUUUACAUUAAACUUGAGAUAUUAAUGUAAAUCAAAUGGUCUAGAAUCGAUUCUGAUGAACAAAACUUUCCCAAAUUGAAUUUUGUUCAGUAGAUUCAUCUUUUUAUCGAUGAUCCAUAAUCAUGAUCACCUUUGGAAAAUGCUUU